AUGGGGAAAUUGACACAACUAUUAACACAUCCAGUGGAGCUUAAGGCUGCGUUGAAAUUGAAAUUUAUCAGAAAGCCGCUUUUUUCGCUUGAUGAUACCAAAGCCAGUCCAGAACUGCAGAGAUGCUACGAAUUACUGGGCACCACGUCACGGUCUUUUGCUGCUGUUAUCAUGGAAUUGCAUCCCGAACUGCGCAACGCCAUUAUGCUCUUCUACCUCGUUUUGAGAGCGCUGGACACGGUGGAGGAUGACAUGACAAUCGACCCAGAGGUAAAAGUCCCACUUUUACGCGAAUUCGACUCGAAAUUGGAUCUCCAAGAUUGGUCGUUCGAUGGCAACGCACCCACUGAAAAGGACCGUUGCGUAUUGGUGGAAUUUCCUUGCAUUUUGAAAGAGCUACACAAAUUGAAACCCGAGUAUCAGAAAGUAAUCAAGAGCAUCACCCACCAGAUGGGCAAUGGUAUGGCAUCGUACAUCCUGGAUGAAAAUUUCAACCUAAACGGUGUCUCCACGAUCAAAGACUACGACCUUUACUGCCACUAUGUUGCAGGUCUUGUCGGUGACGGUCUAACGCAACUUAUCGUACUUGCAAACUUUGGUACCAAAGAUUUGUACGCCGAGUCAGCCCAGACUUACGAGAGCAUGGGACUUUUCUUGCAAAAGACAAAUAUUAUCAGAGACUAUGCCGAAGACUUGGAGGACGGGCGCUCUUUUUGGCCCAAGGAGGUUUGGUCACUCUAUGCUGACAAGCUGGUGGACUUUUCUAAACAGGAACAUACUCAGUCGGGUGUUCACUGCAUAAACCACUUGGUUCUCAAUGCGCUCUCCCAUGUCGAAGACGUGUUGCUAUUUUUAAGUUCAGUGCAUGAACAAUCUUCUUUCCAAUUCUGUGCCAUCCCUCAAGUAAUGGCUAUCGCCACUCUGGCUUUGGUCUUCAACAACCCAGCUGUGUUGCACGAAAACGUCAAAAUUAGAAAAGGAACAACCUGCUAUCUCAUUCUUAAAUCAAGGACAUUGCGCGGAUGCGUCGAGAUUUUCCAAUACUACAUGCGUGACAUUAAGAAACGUCUACCCGUGGAGGACCCCAAUUACCUCAAGAUCAACAUCAGAAUUGGAGGAAUAGAACAAUACAUCGAAGAGAUGUACCAAGAGCAGCUGCCCGCUGGCGUCCCACCCAGAAAAACUGUCAUCUACGAGAAAGUCAAAGAAAGAUCUGUUUACGAUGCCAAGAUUGUUCCUAAAAUGAUGGAUGAGGAGUAUCAGUUCAACAUGACCCUAACCAUGGUCCUGACUGUGGCAGCGGCCAUCAUCUUUUACGUGAAAUAG
Molecule: messenger RNA, 1326 nt
Organism: Lachancea meyersii CBS 8951
Lineage: Eukaryota; Fungi; Ascomycota; Saccharomycetes; Saccharomycetales; Saccharomycetaceae
Source: the annotation of a GenBank genome assembly